Molecule: messenger RNA, 360 nt
Organism: Didymodactylos carnosus
Lineage: Eukaryota; Metazoa; Rotifera; Eurotatoria; Philodinida; Philodinidae
Source: the annotation of a GenBank genome assembly
AUGCACAAUUAUACACCAGCGAAUAGUAUUCGACAGAAAAAAGCCAACUGGGGUACAAUAAAUAAUAGAAUAUUGAGUCAUUUUGGUCUUGAUCUACCGGCGAUCAUUAUUACUGGUCUGUGUCAUGGAACACCGGGCCUCAUUGAAGUUUUACUCUACAACCUCAGAUUGAAAAUUGAUGAACAAAUAGAGGUUCAAAAAAAGUUUCAAGAUUCUUUAUAUCUAGAAGAUCACUCACUGAUGUCAAUUGAUAGCACUCGUAGCUUGAAACCCAUCACCACAUUAAAUUCAGUGACAAAACGUGCCGGUCGAUUUUCUCAGAAAGGAAUGAGGCGAACCGUUCCACGAUUAGAAUUUUGA